AUGGCGCAGCGGUCCUCUGGGAGCAGCGGGGCGGUCCAUGGCAUGAGGAGGGAAAGAGGCGCCACGCACCGAGAGGAGGAUGCCUGGGGCUCCGCAAGCGCCGACGAAGGUCCGCAGGGCCCCCAGGAAGGGCAAAGGGUGCUGGGGGAGCACCUGGAGGAGCUGCUGUCCGACCCGGGCUGCGCCGAGUAUGUGCUGCCGCUACUGCCAGCCGAGGCCAAAGCGUGCCUGCUGGCGGUGGCACGCCUGCGCCGGCUGCUGUGCGACGCCGCCCUGCUGCUGCUGGCAGACCAGGGGCAGCACAUACUGGACCUGCGCGGCUGCGGCGACCUGCUCAGCGACAGCGGCAUCCGGGCAGCCAUUCGGCGCAUGCCAGACCUGCGGCUGGCAGACCUGACCUCCUGUCCUGUCGGCGCCGACACGCUGCGUGCGCUGGGCGAGGCCUGCCCUGGGUUGCACGUGCUCCGCCUGGGCAGCCCACUGACGGACGCAUCCGCUGGCAGGGGACUGAAGGACGUCCUGCCAGUGCUGGAGCAGCGCCAUGCAGCGCCAGCAGCCGACUCGUGGGAUGCCCUGCUCGAGGUGGAGGGAGACGAGCAGGCUCUGCUGGCGGCGGUGGCAGGCGGCGCGCGCCUCAUGCAGCUCCAUUGCCUGGCCUGGCCCAACAUCCCACAUCGCCUGGCGGAGCACUGCCGGGCUGCCUGCCCCAUGGUGGCGCUGAAUCCAUCGGAGGAGCAGGUGGUGGCGCUGCGGCUGAUGCCGGCCUGCGACCCGGCAGUGCAGCUGGAUGCGGCGCUGCUGGCAGAGGUGGCGGGCAGCGAGCGCUGGCAGGCGGGCGCCAAGGAGCAGCCCAGGGAGCCAAUUGUGCACAUAGCCGAAAAGUUUCGGUUGGCGUAUCUAAGCCGUGCCCAGCGUGUGAGCGCAAAGAUGGAGCGGAACUGGCAGCAGGCGCGGCGGCGCGAGCUGCGGCGCAGCAAGGGCGAGGCGCUGAUUCGCCAGUGGGAGAGCGAGUUUUGA
Chlorella variabilis is the source of this 1017-nucleotide messenger RNA. RefSeq lists its product as hypothetical. NCBI's taxonomy places the organism in Eukaryota, Viridiplantae, Chlorophyta, Trebouxiophyceae, Chlorellales, Chlorellaceae. The transcript is spliced from 6 exons. Bases 1 to 1017 code for a protein of 338 amino acids. The record is from RefSeq and is a predicted model, not a curated record.